Ailuropoda melanoleuca (giant panda) is the source of this 2347-nucleotide messenger RNA. RefSeq names its product collagen type IX alpha 3 chain (gene COL9A3). Bases 171 to 2318 code for a protein of 715 amino acids. The record is from RefSeq and is a predicted model, not a curated record. Lineage: Eukaryota; Metazoa; Chordata; Mammalia; Carnivora; Ursidae. The transcript has 28 exons. Gene Ontology annotation, cellular component: extracellular matrix.
GGGCGUCGAACCGCGGGGCGGGGGACGACCACCCCCCCACCCCCGCCAGCCACCCUGGGCCCGCGAGUGAGCCUGGAACUCAAGGACGCUUGGAGACCCGGCGCAGCCCUGAAGCCCGUGGCCCGUCUCGCCGUGGGGCCGAUUCUGGGCGCCCCACCGAGCCCCCGCGGAUGCCGAGACACCUCGUGGAUGAGCCCAGGACGUUGCCCUGUCCUCGCCUGGCCGGGUCGGCCGCUGCCAGGGCCGCGCCGCCACCAGGGAGGCACAAUGUCGCCUUUGUUCCCCAAGGCUCCCGUGGGGCCGUGGCACAGCCCCUCCCGGCCCGAGGAUGGAGGCAGCAGAUACCGCUGGCUCGAGGCUUGGGGGGGGGUCUCCAAGGCAGGCUUGGGUUGGGGGGGCCCCCAGGAGCCAGGCUCCAGAGCCGCUCUGGGCCCAGGAGGAGGGGACACUGUUGGGCUGACCCGAGGCCGACCAGGGGGACCUGCCCCACGGGAGAGGGUGGGAAGGCACGGCUGCAUAACGACGUUUCUCCAUUUCAGAAAGUGGGACCUCAAGGCCCCCCUGGCCCCCAAGGGCCACCUGGGAAGCCGGGCAAGGAUGGCAUUGAUGGAGAAGUUGGGCCUCCUGGUCUGCCCGGGUCCCCGGGACCAAAAGGGGCCCCAGGGAAACCAGGGAAACCAGGAGAGGCCGGGCUGCCGGGACUGCCUGGCGUGGACGGUCUGACAGGGCAGGAUGGACCCCCCGGCCCCAAGGGCGCGCCUGGAGAGCGGGGAAGUCUGGGACCCCCGGGGCCUCCCGGGCUGGGGGGCAAAGGCCUCCCUGGACCCCCCGGAGAGGCAGGAGAGAGUGGCGUCCCAGGUGGAGUGGGCCUCCGGGGCCCCCCGGGACCCUCCGGACUACCAGGCCUCCCUGGCCCCCCGGGGCCUCCUGGACCCCCCGGUCACCCUGGGGUCCUCCCUGAAGGCGCCACUGACCUUCAGUGCCCGGCCAUCUGCCCCCCAGGCCCUCCCGGCCCCCCAGGAAUGCCAGGGUUCAAGGGGCCCACCGGCUACAAAGGGGAGCAAGGAGAGGUCGGAAAGGACGGCGAGAAGGGUGAUCCUGGCCCCCCUGGGCCCGCGGGCAUCCCAGGCACUGUGGGGCUGCAGGGGCCUCGGGGACUUCGAGGCCUGCCGGGGCCGGCUGGACCCCCAGGGGAUCGGGGUCCCAUUGGAUUCCGAGGACCACCAGGGAUCCCAGGAGCCCCCGGGAAAGUGGGUGACAGAGGCGAGAGGGGCCCAGAGGGUUUCCGCGGCCCCAAGGGUGACCUUGGCAGACCUGGUCUCAAAGGAGUCCCUGGGCUAGCAGGGCCGGGCGGAGAGCCGGGUAUGCCAGGCAAGGACGGCCGGGAUGGUGUGCCGGGACUCGACGGUGAGAAGGGAGAGGCCGGUCGCAACGGUGCCCCAGGAGAGAAGGGUCCCAAUGGGCUGCCGGGCCUCCCGGGACGAGCAGGGUCCAAGGGCGCGAAGGGAGAACUGGGCCAAGCUGGAGAGCUGGGGGAGGCUGGCCCCUCAGGCCCGGGAGGAGCCGCUGGCCCUAAGGGAGACCAGGGAGUUGCAGGUUCCGAUGGCAUUCCUGGGGACAAAGGAGAGCUGGGUCCCGGUGGUCCGGUCGGACCCAAAGGAGAGUCUGGCAGUCGAGGGGAGCUGGGCCCGAAGGGCAUCCAGGGUCCCAACGGCACCAGUGGCGUCGAGGGCCUCCCAGGCCCACCCGGCCCCGUGGGCUUCCCGGGAGUACAAGGUGUGCCUGGCAUCACUGGGAAACCCGGAGUCCCGGGCCGAGAAGCCAGUGAGCAGCACAUCAGGGAACUGUGCGGAGGGAUGCUCAGUGAACAAAUUGCACAGCUAGCUGCUCACCUGAGGAAGCCUUUAGCACCCGGAUCCGCAGGUCGGCCUGGUCCAGCUGGGCCCCCGGGCCCCCCGGGCCCCCCGGGCUCCAUCGGCCACCCCGGUGCCCGAGGGCCCCCUGGAUACCGUGGUCCCACCGGAGAUCUGGGAGACCCAGGGCCCAGAGGGGCUCCGGGAGACAGAGGAGACAAAGGCUCGGCGGGCACGGGUCUGGACGGACCGGACGGAGACCAGGGGCUGCAAGGACCGCAAGGCGUGCCAGGCGUUAGCAAAGACGGCCGCGAUGGGGCCCACGGCGAGCCCGGGCCUCCAGGUGAUCCUGGCCUCCCUGGUGCUGUCGGUGCUCAGGGGACCCCCGGCAUCUGUGACACCUCGGCCUGCCAAGGAGCCGUGAUGGGAGGCGGCGGGGAAAAAUCAGGUUCUAGAAGCUCCUAAAACAUAACCGAAGGAAGUGAGAAGGUGGU